Chelonoidis abingdonii (Abingdon island giant tortoise) is the source of this 1061-nucleotide messenger RNA. NCBI's taxonomy places the organism in Eukaryota, Metazoa, Chordata, Testudines, Testudinidae. The record is from RefSeq and is a predicted model, not a curated record.
CCAGGACAACCACUAUGGGCAGCAGUUCAUCUAAGAACUGCUGUUCGUUUGAGAAGAUACGGAGGAUGACGUCAACAAUAUCAUUUCUCCUGAAAGCUACAUUCAAUUCUUUUGAGUUCUUUGAAGAUGUGUCUAAAGAAAACUUACAGCUGGGAGAUAUCAUCUUAUUUCCUAUAAGAACCAGCCCAAAAUUUAGCAGCUGGAAGCACGCCGGUGUUUACUAUGGAAACAAGAAAGUUAUACACUUUAACAGAGAAGGAAUCUCGAUACAAGGAAUCGAUGCUAUGGAAGGACCCAGGGAGAAACAUCAGAUUCUGAGACUUAAACAAGGAAUCAAUGAAGAAGCUUUCCUGAAGAAGGCAGAUGCCAUGCUGAAAGCUAAGACAACGUACGACUGUUUCACAAACAACUGCAUCCAUUUUGCACUUUUCCUUUUGGAUAUGGAAGAGUUUUACCAUGAAAUAGUUAGUGAUGUAGAAGUUGACAAUGGAAAUGAUGCGGGAGAAGAGGUAUUUCAUUGGAUUUGUGGUGCCCUUGUCCAGGAAUUCUUCUGUAAGUUAGCUCAUGAAGAGUUUGGUGUAUUGGGGAGCUAUCCUAGCAGCUGGAAGCACACCGGUGUUUACUAUGGAAGCAAGAAAGUUAAUCACUUUAACGGACAAGUCUACAUACAAGGAAUUGAUGCUAUGGAAAGAAUCAAGGGGAAAUAUCAGAUUCUGAGACUUAAACAAGGAAUCAAUGAAGAAGCUUUCCUGAAGAAGGCAGAUGCCAUGCUGAAUGCUAAGACAACGUACAACUGUUUCACAAACAACUGCAUCCAUUUUGCACUUUUCCUUUUGGAUAUGGAAGAGUUUUACCAUGAAAUAGUGCCCCUGAACAUGACAGGACAAGUGGAUCAGAAUGAGUGCAACAGAGCCAGACAAUUCCAGAAUAACAUGUCACAGAGAGAGAUUCCCUUACGUCAUUUUCCAUAAGGACAUAAAAAAUAAUGCUUGUUAGGAUAUAGAUAUUCAAGUCUGUCUGUAAAGGCCUCUACUUUAAGAAUUUAGGUAUGUUUAUCAUUU